GCGCCCUCAGAAUUCGAGACGAUACGUUUCGCGUUUUCGGAUUUCAAAGCUUACAGCCAUGGUAGACUUGUUAAAAAUGCUCCUCCGCUGAACAAGUCCAAUCUCGGCUUUGGUAUCCAAGUGUUUGGGGGCGUGUUCGAAUCAUUUAAGCAAUCUGGGCCUGGCAGUCUCCAAAUAAAUUGGGUGCGGGUCUACAAAUCCCAUCAGCAAAGCCCUCUAGUGCCAAGCCUUCUUAAUGGAUUUAAGGAGGAUGGCCUUCUUUUUGAUUUCAGAACUUCACAUGAUUUUUCGAAGUGGAGCGAAGUCUCUGAUACAUUCCGCUCAGCCGGAAGUUCCACUUUUCGCCUUGGAUCCAAGGCCAUGAUUACAUCACACAAGGGAACUUAUAAAAUAAGUGGCGGUGAAACUGCCCAGAAUUCCACAUGUGCAAUCUUCUUCUACUUAUUAGAUCCACUACCGAACGGCGCUUGUUUCGCAAGUGUAACAUACAAGGGUAACCGAUGGGACUUGAGUGACUACGAUGGAAUCGAGGCCGAAUUACGCCGUACAGGGUCCAAUGAGUGGUUUAAGUUCGUUCUUGACCAGGAGCACAACUAUGAAAAGCAGUUCCAGGUAUGUUUCUUGCAAACCCUGUUCGUGCCAGCGUCUCAGUAUUUUGAUUCGCGUACUUAA
This is a messenger RNA of Dibothriocephalus latus, 672 nucleotides long. The record is from the annotation of a GenBank genome assembly. NCBI's taxonomy places the organism in Eukaryota, Metazoa, Platyhelminthes, Cestoda, Diphyllobothriidea, Diphyllobothriidae.